This is a messenger RNA of Hemiscyllium ocellatum (epaulette shark), 2138 nucleotides long. RefSeq names its product mRNA decay activator protein ZFP36L1-like. Bases 235 to 1173 code for a protein of 312 amino acids. NCBI's taxonomy places the organism in Eukaryota, Metazoa, Chordata, Chondrichthyes, Orectolobiformes, Hemiscylliidae. Gene Ontology annotation, molecular function: metal ion binding; mRNA binding. The record is from RefSeq and is a predicted model, not a curated record. The transcript has 2 exons.
GAAUCACACAAAGACCUGCAGCUCUCCCUGAGGCUGCAGUCUGCCUCUCAAACCCCGAUUCCUUCCCAGGAAAGAGAACCCAACCCCAGGCCGGCUCCGCCCCGGGCUGACUCAUCGCGGUCAGUUCCCGGCUCCGUGCGUCAGCCCGGGCAAGGGAUAAAAGAGAGAGGGCGGACCAGGGAAGCUCCAGUACAGCGGCUCUCGGAGCUAGCAGCACUGACUGCGGGAUUAAUCAUGAGUGGCUUGAAAGAUUUAUGCGACUUGGUGUCCGGGUUGAGCUUCUUGCACACGGACACUCCGAGCUCCCUGCAGCCGCCUGCCCCGGACCGCAGGGCGGUGAGACCCCCGGCCGGCUUCCGCCGUCACUCCACGGGCCCGGUGCUGCCGGCGGGGGCUCCGUGCUGGGCCGAGGAUCCUCGGCACCGCCGCCGCCACCGAGUGCCGCCGGGCCUGAGCCGCUGCCUGAGCCACGGCGACUCGCUGGAGGAGGAGCAGGAGGAGGCCCCGCGGGGCCUGGCCGGGCCUGGGCCUGGAGUACAGCAGCCGAGCGCCCGCUACAAGACGGAGCUGUGCCGGCCUUUCCAGGAGAGCGGCCUGUGCCGGUACGGGGACAAGUGUCAGUUCGCCCACGGCCUCGGGGAGCUGCGGAUCGUCAGCCGCCACCCCAAGUACAAGACCGAGCUGUGCCGGACCUUCCACUCGAGCGGCUUCUGCCCGUACGGCUCCCGCUGUCACUUCAUCCACCACCCGGCCGAGGAGAGGCCUAGCCGGCCCCGCCUCCAGCAGAGCACCAGCUUCUCCGGCUUCCCCACCACCACCACCACCUCCUCCACCUCCCCGGGGCCUGAGCUGCCGGACUGGGACUCCCUCCGGGCGGCUGUCAGCCACGAGUUCGCCCGGGUCAUGGGGCUGAGCUGCUGCUGCAGCAGCCGGGCCGGGGCCUGCCCCAAGGCCUGGGCCUCUACCUCCUCCACCUCCCAGCACCGCUCCCCGGAGCUCACCCUCACCCUCACCCCCGGCUCCGGCUCCUUCCGCAGCCCCUACCCCGACUCCCUGAGCGACAACGAGGAGUUCAGCAGCAGCGGCGGCAGCAGCGGCUCCGAGUCCCCGGUCUUCGACCACCAGGCCCGGCGCCUCCCGAUCUUCAGCAGGAUCUCGGUGUCUGAGGAUUGAGGAGAAGGGGAGACAGAGCUGACCCAGGCACAGGCCGGGGUUCACACUGAGGGAGAAGGCAAUACCCCACCCACACUCACCCUCUGCCCCACAACCCCCUCACCCUCUGCCCCACAACCCCCUCACCCUCUGCCCCACAACCCCCUCACCUUCCCCUUCUCACUCCUCUUUCUCUACCCCUCUCCCCCACUGUCUCCUCUUUCCCCAUCUUUUCUCCCCCUCUUUCCUCUUUUCCCCCUUCUCUCCCCUUUCCUCUCCCUUUUCCCCCAUCCUUCUCCUUUCCUUUUCCUUCUCCUUUCCUCCUCCUUUCCUUUCCUCUCCCUUCCCUUCCCUUCCCUUCCCCCCCUUCAUUCUCUCCUUCCCCUUUCCCCCUCUCUCCUACCCCCUUCUUUCCCUCUUACCAUCCCUCUUUUCCCCCCCCCUUCAUUCCUCCCUCCUCUCUCUCUCUCUCCUUUCCCCACCCCACUUUUUUCUUUUUUUUCACCCUGCUCCCUUCCUCACCCCCAUACCUCUUUCCCCCCCCGCCCCUCUCCUGUUCAAAACAAAAACCCCAAUCUCUGGUUUGAUGUGAAGUCUUCAACCCUGUGGGACUGCCAGGACACUUGCCUGGAGAGUGGGAAACCCUGACUUGACUUUCUGGCUGCGAAAGAAUGUAUAAUUCUGCAGGUGGAGCAAAACUGUGAACCAAUUCUCCAUAGAAAAAUGCACAGAUUUCGAAUUGUCUUGCAGUGACUGAUCUGUCAGGGAACAUGUUUGUUUUCAAACACCCUCUUUACAAAAAAGAACUUUUUAAAUCUACCUGUAACAAGUAUUUUUUACAAUUUCUAAAGCUGUUUACUGCACAAUAUAUAGAUUUUAUUUAAUUAUUUAUUACCCAGAUUAUUGGAAUGUUUGUAUAUUUAAUGAUAUAGCAAUAUAUUUUAUUAUAAUUUAUCUUUUUAAACCAAAUAAACAUCAAGUUCUAA